UCUACACAUCCGGUCUGUGUGGAUGAAGAUGGCGACACUUAUCCUCUCUGGUGAAUGGAUCAAAAACUGGGAAAAAUCAGGAAAACACGAGUUUGUACAACUCUGCAAAGAACUUACAGAAAAAACAGAUCAUGGUGAAAUUGGAGAGAUACAGACUGCCUUAUAUGAACUAUGCUGGCAAGUUGUGCAGGGGAACCUCAAGUCGAGUCUUGUUACAGAUGUCCUCAGGGACAUGAUGGAAUUCCGAGAUGAUAUGCCAUCAAUUUUAGCAGAUGUGUUCAGUAUACUGGACUUAGAGACUGGUGCACUGGAAGAAAAAAACAAACGUGACCAUUACACAAACUUAGUAGGAGCAUGUCUGCUUUUUGUUCCAGAAGCCAUCCUGAAAGAGAGACUGGAUCCAGAAACCCUUGAAUCUCUCGGACUCAUAAAACAAGCCCAUCAGUUCAACCAGAAGAUUGUAAAAAUCAAGACUAAACUAUUUUACAAGCAACAGAAGUUUAACUUGCUAAGGGAGGAGAAUGAAGGUUAUGCCAAAUUAAUUACUGAGCUGGGCCAAGACCUCUCGGGUAACAUCACAAGCCACAUUGUCCUGGAGAGCAUCAAGUCCCUCAUAGGAUGCUUCAACUUAGACCCUAAUCGAGUUUUGGACAUAAUUCUGGAAGUGUAUGAGGGUCGUUCUGACCAAGAUGAGUUCUUCCUGUCUCUUAUUAAGUCCUACAUGUGUGAGCCACUCACUCUUUGCCACAUCUUGGGCUUUAAGUUCAAAUUUUACCAGGAACCCAAUGAGGAAACACCUAAGUCACUUUACCACAUUGCUGCUGCUCUACUUCACCAUAACCUGAUAGAGCUAGAAGAUCUCUACGUACAUCUUAUGCCACUAGAUGGCUCCAUUGCAGAGGAACACAAACGAGACAUCUCAGAGGCCAAGCAGAUCGCACGGAAGCUGGUGAUGGUUGUGGUUCCCUCAGAGAAAAGUGAAGACAAGGAAAAGGAGAAGGACAAAGAUGAAGAGAAGAAUGACAAGCCACCUGAUAACCAGAAGCUUGGUUUGUUAGAAGCACUUCUAAGGAUUGGAGACUGGCACCAUGCCCAGAGUAUUAUGGACCAGAUGCCUUCCUUCUAUGCUACUUCUCAUAAGUCCAUUGCGUUGGCCCUAUGCCAGCUCGUCCACUUGACUGUGGAGCCUCUCUACAGAAGGGCUGGUGUCCCUAAAGGGGCACGGGGCUGUGUGAUCCAACCACUGAGAAACAAAAGAGCCCCGCGACCAGCAGAGAGUUUUGAGGACCUACGAAGGGACACAUUCAGCAUGCUCUGCUACUUGGGCCCUCACCUUUCUCAUGAUCCUGUCCUUUUUGCCAAAAUAGUGCGUCUGGGCAAGGGUUUUAUGAAAGAGUACCAAAGUGAUGGCAGACCUGAUGUCAAAGACAAAAUGGAUACACUGCUGAGUUGUUUCCUGAGCAUUGCAGACCAGGUGCUUCUGCCUUCUCUCUCUCUGAUGGAGUGCAAUGCUUGUAUGUCUGAAGAACUGUGGGGUCUCUUCAAACUCUUUCCCUACCAGCACAGGUACCGGUUAUAUGGACAGUGGAAGAAUGAGACAUACUCAAGCCAUCCACUUCUGGUCAAAGUCAAAGCUCAGACUGUGGAAAGGGCCAGAUACAUAAUGAAACGGUUGACCAAAGAGAAUGUAAAACAAUCCGGAAGGCAGAUUGGGAAGCUGAGCCAUAGCAAUCCCACCAUUCUUUUUGAUUAUAUGUUGUCUCAGAUCCAGUGGUACGACAACCUCAUCGUUCCAGUGGUGGACUCUUUGAAAUACCUCACAUCCCUCAACUAUGAUGUCUUGGCCUAUUGUAUCAUAGAGGCUCUGGCAAAUCCUGAGAAGGAAAAAAUGAAGCAUGAUGACACCACCAUUUCCUCAUGGCUUCAGAGUCUCGCAAGUCUUUGUGGAGCUGUGUUCAGGAAAUAUCCGAUUGAGUUGGCUGGCCUACUUCAAUAUGUCACCAAUCAGCUCAAAGCAGGAAAGAGUUUUGACCUGUUGAUCCUGAAAGAGGUGGUGCAGAAAAUGGCUGGAAUCGAGAUCACCGAUGAAAUGACUUCAGAGCAGUUAGAAGCCAUGACAGGAGGGGAGCAACUCAAAGCUGAGGGUGGCUACUUUGGCCAAAUCAGGAACACUAAGAAGUCAUCACAGCGUCUGAAGGAUGCACUGCUAGACCAUGAAUUGGCCCUACCACUAUGUUUACUCAUGGCUCAGCAAAGAAACGGUGUAGUUUUCCUGGAAGGAGGAGAGAAACAUCUAAAACUUGUUGGUCACCUGUAUGAUCAGUGUCAUGACACACUGGUGCAGUUUGGUGGCUUUCUGGCCUCCAAUCUUAGUACAGAAGACUACAUCAAGCGGGUUCCCUCCAUUGACAUCCUUUGUAAUCAGUUUCACACUCCACAUGACGCUGCCUUUUUCCUAUCUAGACCAAUGUACGCCCAUCAAAUUUUGUCUAAGUAUGAUGAGCUGAAGAAAGCUGAAAAGGGGAACAGGCAGCAGCAAAAGGUACACAAGUAUGUGGCAGCAUGUGAACAGGUUAUGACACCAGUGCACGAGGCUGUGGUGUCCCUCCAUCCGGCCAGGGUCUGGGACGAUCUGCGCCCCCAGUUUUAUGCCACAUUCUGGUCCCUGACCAUGUACGACCUGGCUGUGCCACAUUCUGCCUAUGAGCGCGAGGUCAAUAAACUCAAAGUCCAGAUUAAGGGGAUCGAGGAGAACCCUGAGAUACCCUUGAAUAAGAAAAAGAAGGAGAAAGAACGCUGUACUGCCCUGCAAGAAAAACUGCAGGAAGAGGAGAAGAAGCAGCUGGAGCAUGUCCAAAGAGUCCUGCAUCGCCUCAAACUGGAGAAAGAUAACUGGUUGUUGGCAAAAUCCACAAAGAAUGAGACCAUAACGAAGUUCCUGCAGCUCUGCCUGUUUCCUCGCUGUAUCUUUUCUUCCAUCGAUGCUGUAUACUGUGCCCGUUUUGUCGAGCUGGUACACCAGCAAAAAACACCCAACUUCUGCACUCUGCUGUGCUACGACAGGGUGUUCUCUGCCAUCAUUUAUACUGUGGCCAGCUGCACAGAGAAUGAGUCCCACCGCUAUGGACGUUUCCUCUGCUGCAUGUUGGAGACUGUCACUCGCUGGCACAGUGAUCGUGCAGUCUAUGAGAAGGAAUGCAGCAAUUACCCUGGAUUCCUGACCAUCUUCAGAGCAACAGGGUUUGAUGGAGGGAACAAAGCUGAUCAGUUGGAUUAUGAGAACUUUAGGCAUGUGGUUCACAAAUGGCACUACAUGCUGACUAAAGCUUCAGUUCACUGCUUGGAGACAGGAGAUUACACCCACAUACGAAACAUCCUCAUUGUGCUCACCAAGAUCCUGCCCUGUUACCCAAAGGUCCUGAACCUGGGCCAAGCACUCGAGUGUCGUGUUCACAAGAUCUGCCUCGAGGAGAAGGACAAGCGACCAGACCUCUAUGCCUUAGCAAUGGGUUAUUCAGGUCGAUUGAAAAGCCAGAAGGUGCACAUGGUCCCUGAGAAUGAGUUUCACCACAAGGAACAGCCAGCACGCAGUGCUACACCUGCCAAUCAACAGAACGGCCCCGGCAGCACAGGCAAGCCCGCCACCAGCACAAGCAAGACAGAUGAGGGGACAUCAGAGGAUGGUGAUCGGGGCAAAGACAAAACUCAGGGGACCACAAAGCCAGUAAACAAAGCCAACAGUGCAGCGGCCAAAGUGACCACCACCAAUGGCAACGGUGCUCUCAACAGCACUAAAGUUGUAAAAGAACGGGACGAAAAAGAGAAGAGCGGGAAGGAGAAAAAAGAAAAGAAAGAAAAGACACCAGGCAGCACUCCUGAGGCAAAGGGGGAGAACCGGCGGGAGAAGCAGAGAGAUGAGAGAGCCGGGAAGGAGGAGCGGACGGCACGCGAGGGUAAGGAGAAGACACCCAAGGCCGACCGGGAGAAAGUGAAGUCCGAGGAGAAAGGCGGCAAAGAUGACAAGGUGAAGGCCGGCAACGGGGAGCCCAUGGAGCCGUCCAGAGAACGCGACAUCCUCAAGGAGUCCAAGAGUAAGGAGAAAGGAGACCGGAGCGCUGCAGCCGGGUCCCUCAAGUCACCAGUUCCCAGAUCAGAGUCGGCUGAAUCUGAGAGGGAUCACAAAAGACGAAAGCUCGACAGCCACUCUUCUCCGUCCCACUCGUCGUCUGUUAAGGACAAUAGCAACGAACUCAAGGAGUCCACAUCCAAGCAUCACAUCAACUACAAUUCAGUCGACCGGUCCAAGAGCAGAGAGAGGGAGAUGGACAAAAAAGAUUCAGAGAAUGCACAGGGACGAUCCAAAGAGAAGAAAGAAGAAAAGGACCGGAAAGACAGGAAAAGAGAGCAUGCUGCCAAUGACCGAGAGACCAGUCAGGAAACCAAACGUCGAAAGGAUGAGAAUGGAACCAAUUCCUCCAAAAACAGCAAGAGCAUGAGCCCUUCCUGUGACUCGCCGCUUUCAGCUGAGAAAGAGAAGAGCAAAAGAUCCAAAUCUUCUAGUAAAGAGAAGGGCGAGUCUGUGAAACCUGAGCGGACUUCCUCUGGAGGCAAAAAGGAGUCCAGGCACGACAAAGAGAAAUCUGAAAAGAAAGAAAAGAGGGACAGCAGCGGAGGCAAGGAAGAAAAAAAGCAUCACAAGCACAGAUAAUGUGCACUAAUCAGUGAAGCAGAACCGGACAAGCUGCUUUUAUCUACGAGACAACUGCAACUCCAUCUUUACUGUGUUAUUAACCAGACUCUCAUUUCUGCCUUUUUUAAAACAUACUAACCCCCCCCCCCCUUCUCCCCAAGUGUUGUUAGCUGUAGUUACAAUUUAUGAGCCACCUCAGUACGUUUCAGUUUCAAUAUUAUACAGGAAACCAGCUCAAAUUUAUUUUUUUGUUGUUAAUUAUUCAGUAUGUUGCACAAUGUGCUGCUCUAAUCACUAUGAUCUGUUAUUCAGAAACAGUGGUUACUGUAUGAAAUUAUCUUUUGGUCACAUCUAGUCAUGGAUUCAGUAACCCUAAGCUUGAAGAUUUGUAAUAUUUUCUUUUUGUACGUUGUCAGGCUUUGCUUAUGCUCGAUUUAUUGGAGUAACAUGCCCAUACCCACUUACCUCAGAUCCUUUUGAGAUACUUAGAUAUCUUCUAUUUAUUUAUCUCCACCUUUUAAUCACAGCAAGGUAAUAGGCAUAGGUGAGGAAGAACAAACAGCAUACAAAGGACCAGUGUGUAUAUUCUGUACAAUAAUAGAGGGUGACAUGAAAUCCACAUCAUGUUAUUUUUGUUUUCCUUUUUUUUCUGUUGAUACCCCCACCCCACAGUGUUCUUUUGUGAUUUUGUGUUAAUCAGGUUUUUACAUAAUUUAUAUAAAAAUAAAAAAAAAUGCCAGUUCGACCUUGAUUCAAAUGUAGAAUUGUAAAGAAAAAAUCAGACAAAAAAAAUCUGAAGCUCUGUAAUCCAAAUACAGCUGUUUCCAGAUGACUUUUGGAGAUUUUAUCUGCUGUACUCAAUGAGUGUAAGCUUUUUUUAAAAAAAGAAAAAGAAAACAAAAACCAAUAAAUAAUAGUUUUCCUAGUGUGUCACUUUGA
Molecule: messenger RNA, 5629 nt
Organism: Sphaeramia orbicularis (orbiculate cardinalfish)
Lineage: Eukaryota; Metazoa; Chordata; Actinopteri; Kurtiformes; Apogonidae
Gene: thoc2
Product: THO complex 2
Exons: 39
Coding region: 23-4708 (1561 amino acids)
Biological process (GO): mRNA processing; mRNA export from nucleus
Cellular component (GO): THO complex part of transcription export complex
Molecular function (GO): mRNA binding
Source: RefSeq, a predicted model, not a curated record